CGGGGAUAAGCCAAGCGCACAUCUCCAGCCAGCACUUGAUCCAUGGACAAGUGGUCUGGCCGAACGGAGCUCACUGAUGAAGCUCACUGUUGUAUCGUAUCCGCCGGAAUGGAAGAAAUAAUGUUGAAAGAAAGUUUCUCAGGAGGUGUGGCUAGUAAGGUAUUUAGUUAGCUUGGUCUUGGUGGGAAGAUGCGAGACCUUGCAGCGAAGAUUGUUGCUAAUAAUACUGUGGGCUUCUCGAGAGUUGUCGGUACUGUGCGUACAUGUGGAUAACUUGUACUCCGUAGAUAUAUGCAGUCCCUCUGUAAUAAUCAUUAUUAUUAUUUAUUAUCAUUCUUGUUCUUCAAAGAUGCCGGUGGGUUGUGUCAUCGCUGGCUGGUCGCAUUCGCCGCUUUUUGGGCUGUUCUAAGUCCAAAUCCCCCUUUUUUCCUCUCCCUCUCUCUCCCUCUUCCUCCGACUGUCCUCCCUCCGACAGACGGAGGAGCCGCUUGCUUGUUCUCUCUCUCCAACGCAAUCAACAAUGAUAAUGGCUCAAGGCCUCCGCUAUCGACGUGGCAUUCCGCUCAUUCUCAUCGUUCUCUUCUUGUACUUCACCCUCCGCAGAACUUCCUCUUCUUCUUCUUCUUCUUCUUCGUCCUCCUCCUCUCGGCCUCCAAACGAUCGUAAUCGCCCGGUAUCAGGCGCCCCGACCCCGACCACUACGGACCACGGCAAGUUUUGGCAGGGCUUCCAUGAGAUCCUCAGAGCCGCUGAACCACGCUGCAAGUCACCGAAGCGGAUAGAAGACCAUCCUGAAGCGAUUGGCUUUAAGCCCGACGAGGUCGAUAAUGUUACGCUCCCGGAGCAUAUCAUAGUGGAGCCGGAAGAUAGGGAGAUAUUAAAGACGGCGCACUCGCGAUUUACCAGCUUGUUCUCGAGCCCGACUGCUCCAAAAUUACACUACACUUCCGGCACACGGGGUAUCGUCUCAACCGCGGGCGGCCAAUACCUGCCGGUCCUGGUCACCUCGCUGCACAUGCUGCGGCAAACAGGUUCGACGCUUCCCGCAGAAAUCUUCGUGGCCGACAAAAGUGAAUACGAUGAAUAUGUUUGUGGUGUGCUGCUGCCCUCGCUCAAUGCGAGAUGUGUGAUCUUGGCAGAUAUUCUGGACUACUCUCCCCUCGAACAGGGCCUGAAGAAGUACCAGUUCAAGAUAUUUUCCCUCCUCUUCUCGUCCUUCGAGCAGGUGCUAUUCCUCGAUGCCGAUUCGUUCCCCAUGCACGACCCCAUCAAUCUAUUCGAUUCGGAGCCAUUCCUUUCAACGGGCUUGAUUACCUGGCCAGACUUCUGGCAGGUUACUUACCACCCUUCCUUCUUUUACGUCUCUUCCCAAAAGAUCCCAGCAGGAUUCCGCCACGCAUCCACAGAAUCAGGCCAACUGCUGGUCUCCAAGAAAUCCCAUGCGCAAAUGCUUCUUCUCUCAGCCUACUACAACUUCUACGGCCCGUCACAUUACUAUCCGUUACUCUCCCAAGGCCACCCAGGCGAGGGAGAUAAGGAAACCUUCAUAGCCCCUGCCAUGAUCCUGAAUCUACCCUUUUACGCCGUAUCCACGGGCCCCGCCGUCUUCGGCUAUCGCAAACCAGACGGCGGGUGGGAAGGCGGCGUGAUCCUCCAAACCCAUCCGAUCUGGGACUCACGCCUUCCAGACGGCGAAGUCUACGGUUGGGGCGGGAAACCGAGCGCCCCGCCAGAAUCCUUCAUAACCUGCCAUGCCAACUUGCCCAAAUUGGACCCCAUCAGCGUAUUUGGGGAAAGGGGCCUGGCGUGGAAUGCUGACGGCAGCCCGCAGCGCAUGUGGGGUCCCUCACAUGAUAUGGUUGAGAAAGUCGGUUUUGAUAUCGAGCGCAGACUCUGGGGCGAGUUGCGGAAGACGGCGUGCGAACUUGAAGGCAAGUUUACGCCGUGGAAUGAUAAACCUAAGCUGUGCGCGAAAAUUGAAGAGUUUAUGAAGUACAUGGCGGAUAAAUAAUUUUAUUUUUUAUUUUAUUUUUAUAUUUAUUUUUUACUAUUUAUUCUAUUCUUCAAAUUGACUGUUUCCGGUCUGGCCGCUGCCAAAAUAUGCCAAACGGGGCCGAAUUACAAUGACCCUACCCCACACGCUCUCUUACAGGUGGAAAAUUUGGACAGAUGGGGCGAAACGCUGCCGCCAUUGCUUCUUAAGUCGACGACAGGGGGUACAGUGCGUUCCCAAGUCUCAUCUCCAGAAUUGAAGAAAAGGCGAAUUCCCACCUCCAUACCCCAAGCGAAAAUGGCACCGGUCCCUCAGCCCAGCCUCUGCUAGUCAAAAGCUGCAUUCUUCGCCGACGACGGAUUCCAUAAACCCAAGCCCAAGCCCCAGCACAAGCCAACAUUUUAUUAUUAUGCGAAUGUUUUUACUGGAUGGCUUGGAAAAAUCCGAGAACCAGAGCGUUCUUUGCUUACUUUCUUCAUACAUAUAUGCAUAUAUUGGGGUCUACCCAGGCACUACAUACACCUAGGUACCUAACAACUAUGCGAACGAUACACAUCACCCUUCUGGCGUUUAGAUUUUGGUAUGGGACGUUAGCUUCUAUUGUUUUACUUUUCUGGUUAACAUCUACCUAGCUCUCUCUCUUGCUUUCUUUCUGUCUUGCUCUCCGUGUCUCCCUUUUCCCUUUCCCCCGAUUUUUAUCUCCCUAGAGAAUAAUGUAUCAUUAUAAUAUCUGUGUUUUCUACUUGUUUGCUCUUUUUUUUAAAAAAAAGGGGGUUGGGGGGGGGGGGGGGGAAGCCUAGUAUGAAAAUGAAACCAGAAGUCAUCCAUGACAAAGUAAAUCUUGGCUGACACUAUACUAUAGUAUCCAAGCUCCUCUACUAUUUUUUUCGCCCAAUAUUUGUUGUUUCAUUUUCAAGUUUUAUGGCACUUGUUUUAUACAGCAUACAACGGUGAAAGGUGUGGUCAUAGUUAAUGUGCUGUACAUGUACAUACAUUACAUUGUCAGGGGCAUUAAGAGUAAGAUGUGAUCAGGGUUAUCAAAUGGGAAGGAGAAACAAAAGAACAGGGCUUCGAAAAUUGUAAAUGACUCCUGGUGUGGGAUGUAACACUAUUUAACCCCAUUGAUUUUUUUCACUUUCAUUAUUGUUCCUUCUUGGUAGAGUGAGUGAGACCUUUGUGCUUUGCUUCGAGUUAGUUGUCAGCUGCAUGCAUUCUGAAUGAGUUCAUGAGUUAGUUAGCUGUUCGGUAUGUAAAAGAAUGCCAAAAAUCAGAUAACCCCCUCCCCCUCACCUUGGCUUUUUUUCAUAGACAGUAGAUAGAACGAACUUCUCACAGUAGAUUAGUAAUUAUCACUCCCUGGCACUCCAUGGUUCAUCCGCAAAAAAAAAAAAAAAAAAAAAA
Blastomyces gilchristii SLH14081 is the source of this 3394-nucleotide messenger RNA. Its product is annotated as alpha-1,2-mannosyltransferase. Gene Ontology annotation, molecular function: alpha-1,2-mannosyltransferase activity. Gene Ontology annotation, cellular component: Golgi apparatus. The coding region runs from base 521 to 2011 and encodes 496 amino acids. The record is from RefSeq and is a predicted model, not a curated record. The transcript has a single exon. Lineage: Eukaryota; Fungi; Ascomycota; Eurotiomycetes; Onygenales; Ajellomycetaceae. Gene Ontology annotation, biological process: mannan biosynthetic process.